GCUGUCUAACCGAUUGCUACAUUAGUAAUAUAAAGCAUUAAGGACUGUGACAUUUAGUGCUAAAGGCAAGAAGACAGAGUAGGAAACAAGAAAAUGGAGAAGUCACUUACUCAGCAUGCUGUCCUAAUUGUGGUCUCAAUUUUCUUUUUUGUUGUCACUGUUUUCCUUAGGGCUGCUUCUCACACACACUUCAUUUCUGGCUUGUUUACCUCAACAACUGAGAAUGUUUCUGAAACCUACCCCCUUGAGGUCUCUCCUGACAAGUGGAUAUUUAAAACAUGGAUCAUGAUUGAUGUGUGGAAUGGAUCAUGGCUCUUCUAUCUGUUCUCAACUCUGAUAAGAAGAAACAGAUUUGGUGCACUCUGCUGCAACCCUCCCAUUCAUCCCCCAAGCUUCUAUUUACUUUGGAUUGGAAGUAAAUGCCUGGAAAUUGGUGGUGUGUUUCUAGUUGAUCGACAUUUCAUGGCUGAAGCCCUGCUCCUUAAAGUUCUUGUGGUUCUUGCCAGUUUUACCAUGCUAUCUAUUUCCUAUUGGAAUGUAUAUGAAUAUGGCCAAAUUUUAAAAGAAAGCAGCCCUAAUGAAGUCUGGAAUAUUAGAUAUCUGGUACAAAAUGGACUUGCACUACAUGGAACAUGGAACUUGAUUGUCACACUUCUGAACCUGGGUAUUGUUUUGAGGUAUUCCAUCGGAAUGGAGAAUUCAGUUGUGAGCACUCUUGUACUUACCCUACUGCUCUGUGCAACACUGUUAUGGUUCCUGUUGGAAAAUGUCAUUUUUGAGAAAGAAAUGCGCUAUACUUUUACUGUCUACCCAGUGGUGAUUUUGGCUGCAGGAGCAAUGUUCACACGAAACUAUAUUUACAACUAUAUUACCAAUAACACCAUUUAUUGUGGCGCCAUUAUGAUUAUUGCUGCAGUGGUCUGUAUAAUUCGAUUAAUAGCAACAUGCUUUUAUGAUGACAAAUAUCGAGACAGAACAGAUCCCUUUGGCAGAAGUAACAGCACAAAGCAGCAUCUGAACAGCAAAUUUGGUAUUGUCAACCCACACUUUAUAAAAAAUUAGCUGGCAAAACUGCCGAAGUGUGAAAUGCUGAAGCACAAGGACAGGUAAUUAAAAAUGAACUCCUUGUACUCUCCGCUUUUCUAGAUGUGUUUAAGGUAAAAAAAGUACACUUGGAUUUGAGUUGUGGAUAAUAAUUAACAUGGUCUCUAAGCCAAAGGUGAACAAACUGACAAAACAUGAACUUUGCUUGAACUGAGAUUAAGAUUUAGAUUAGAAGAUCUGUGGGGCAUACAAGAGGAUAAAGGCCAUGAAACCUGCCAAAAAGCUGCUCAGCUGAAAAAAAAA
Polypterus senegalus (gray bichir) is the source of this 1347-nucleotide messenger RNA. RefSeq lists its product as uncharacterized. The record is from RefSeq and is a predicted model, not a curated record. The transcript is spliced from 7 exons. Lineage: Eukaryota; Metazoa; Chordata; Cladistia; Polypteriformes; Polypteridae. Bases 94 to 1062 code for a protein of 322 amino acids.